CUUGCCAAUUGAAUUACAAUCUUCUACCUGUGCAAAUUGCAGUUUUAUGGUUCAGAAUACUUUGAUUUAAUGAUUGUGACUCAGAAAAGCUCAGUUGUUCCAACAUUUUCAUGAACUUUUUAAUCUUCUUCUCCCAGGUUUACCUCCUGCCGUACAGAUUAGCCGCCCGCUACCCAAAGACCCGGAUCGGCCGUUUGGCCACAUACACGGACCACAGCAAGAAGCUGGACCUCUGUGACGAUUACAUCGUCCAGAGCAACGAGUUCUUCUUCGACCGAGACCCAAAAGUUUUCCACAACAUCUUCAACUUCUACAGAACCGGAGUGCUGUGCAUUAAGGAGGAUUUGUGUCCGCAUCACUUCCUGGAGGAGAUCCACUACUGGGGCGUGAGGAUCAAAUACACGCAUCGCUGCUGCCGCAUCUCGUUUGAGGAGCGGCAGGACGAGCUGAACGAGCAGCUGAAGGUCCAGAAGGAGCUGCUGGCCGAGCUGGAGCUGGAGGAAAGCGACGCCAUGUUUGAUCACAUGACCUUCGGCCCGACCCGGAGGAAGAUCUGGAAUCUGACAGAGAAACCGUUUUCCUCCAUCACUGCUAAGCUGAUGGGCGUGGCCUCCUCCUUCUUCGUGCUGGUCUCCCUGGUCGCCAUGACGCUCAACACCGUGGAUGAGAUGCAGUACAAGACGCCGUCGGGCCAGCCCAGCGGACGGUUCUACGGCGAGGGCAUCGAGACGCUCUGCAUCACCUUCUUCACCCUGGAGUACCUGCUGCGGCUGGUCUCCACGCCGGACCUGAAGUGCUUCAUGCGCAGCGUCCUGAACACGGUGGACCUGGUCGCCAUCCUGCCGCACUACCUGCAGAUGCUGCUGGAGUGCUUUGAGGACGAGGACGUCCACCGCCACGCAGGGGACAUCGAGACUGUCGCACGUGUCGGCAAGGUGGGUCAGGUUCUGAGGAUCAUGCGUCUGAUGAGAAUCUUCAGGAUCCUGAAGCUGGCCCGUCACUCCACUGGGUUAAGAGCGUUUGGGUUUACUCUGAGGCAGUGCUACCAGCAGGUGGGCUGUCUGCUGCUCUUCAUCGCCAUGGGCAUCUUCAUGUUCUCAGCCAUGGUGUACAGCGCGGAGCACGACGUCUACAACACCAACUUCACCUCCAUGCCUCACGCCUGGUGGUGGGCCGCGGUGAGCAUCUCCACGGUGGGAUACGGCGACAUGCUCCCGGAAACCAACCUGGGCCGCGUCUUCGCCUUCGCCUGCAUCUCGUUCGGCGUCAUCCUGAACGGCAUGCCCAUCUCCAUCCUCUACAACAAGUUCUCCGACUACUACACCAAGCUCAAGUCCCACGAGUUCGCCAUGGUCAGCAGGGCGCGGGGGAAGAUCCGCUUCAUCAAGAGGGCCGCCAAGCGCUUCGCCGACUGCUGCGACGACGUCGCUCAGCCGAAGCAACCAGGAGGGCGACGGUUCGUGGUCGCCAACGACGACGGAGUGGAGGGCGGGUACUAAACUUCAAAAACCGAACCUCCAUC
Messenger RNA from Xiphophorus couchianus (Monterrey platyfish), 1522 nucleotides. RefSeq names its product potassium channel, subfamily V, member 2a (gene kcnv2a). Gene Ontology annotation, cellular component: membrane; voltage-gated potassium channel complex. Gene Ontology annotation, biological process: potassium ion transmembrane transport; protein homooligomerization; action potential. Gene Ontology annotation, molecular function: voltage-gated potassium channel activity. The transcript has 7 exons. NCBI's taxonomy places the organism in Eukaryota, Metazoa, Chordata, Actinopteri, Cyprinodontiformes, Poeciliidae. The record is from RefSeq and is a predicted model, not a curated record. Bases 111 to 1499 code for a protein of 462 amino acids.